Chionomys nivalis (European snow vole) is the source of this 9767-nucleotide messenger RNA. RefSeq names its product pleckstrin homology domain containing A6 (gene Plekha6). The record is from RefSeq and is a predicted model, not a curated record. The coding region runs from base 3007 to 6072 and encodes 1021 amino acids. The transcript has 22 exons. Lineage: Eukaryota; Metazoa; Chordata; Mammalia; Rodentia; Cricetidae.
GGAGGGAGUCUGCUCUUCUAGAACUCGGGGCUGGUGCAGGCUAAAGAGAAUGUCCCUUAGGAGCCCCUGCGUGGUGGCAGAGAAGGGAGUAGGCAGUGACCCCUAGACUCCUCUGGAUGCCUGGGAGGGAAACUGAGGCCAUGCUGGGACUCCCUUUUCUUCUCGGGGGUGGGGUGGGAUGGCACAGGUCAGCCGACAGAACUGUGCCUCUGUGAUACCGUGUUGUUCACCAGGACGAAAAUUAUGUCCUGAGCCUUUUGGACCUUCUGCCUAGCAGCCUACCCCCUCCUCCGCUACAGAGCAGAGCUAUGGUGGGCGGGGUUCGUUCCGAAGUCUUUUCUGAAUAGGUUUUCUUUCUACUUGGAGCCUAGGGAUAUGGAGACACUCCCCCAUCCCCCCACCCCCAGUCAAACUUACUCAAAUUUUCAUCUUUAGAGAAUAUUAGGAGUUGAAUUUUUUUAAAUCUUGAGUUACAAACCUUAUGGAGAUAGCAUUACCCCCAGCCCUGUGGUCCUGGGGAUGGAACCCAGGGCCUUGUGGAUGCUGAGCAAGUGUCCUGUCAUGGAGAUGCACCCUUGGCCAUGCAGACGACAAUUUGAGAGGACAAGUGCACGGGAAAAUGGGACUCGCCUCCUGUUCAGUGGCCUUUCUCAGAACCCCUGGGGGACCUACUCAGCAAAGCUGGCCUGCAGCUGGCUCCUCGGAGGCCGGUACUUUUCCACGUUUAAAAAUUCAUGACCCAUUAAAAACUAUAAAAAUCCCAUGCCCUUUGUGUUUUGUGAUGCAAAGAGCCUUAGGCUCCUUUUCAGAAUAUGAAAUAAUAAUAUCGGCUCUGCAUGUCUUAGUAUAAAGCCCUCCCUCCCCUUAGUUGAGAAUUACUGCCCAGGACCCUUAGAGCCCAAGGCCAUGGCUUUAAACAUGUGGCAGAAACUACAGGUGGCACUAGAUUGGUGUCUGAGCUUGCAAGGCUCUUUCUGUCCUUAGAUCGUGUUAGAAAGAGGUGGGCAGCGCACAUGGGGCCCGCCUAGGGAGCAGGGAGGGGCCUAUUCGCCACAUAAUUAGUUUCCUUCCUCCCAGGGUUUCAUGCCAGAGGUGUGAACAGAAUGAACAAUUAAUAAAACUCUUAACUCCAGGGAGCUGGGUUCUAGCUGGGAAAAUAGGAACAGGCUGUUGAACCAACAAGCAGACCUGCUCCACAGAUACAUUCACACCCACACACCGUCCACAGCCUGUCUCGCCCUUCAUACCAAACUUGUCAGAGCCUCAAGCUGGAGCUGUGCCAAGUGCAGCAUCCGAUAAAUGUCCCAGAAUGACUGAUACACACUCGCCUUGUGGAGCCUAGAGCUCACUACUGUGCCUGCCAGUGACUCACACCCUCCUCUUUCCCCCAAGUCCUACACUGUCUUUUUCAGGGCCCCACGUGAUAGCCAUGUCCAGUGUCCUACAAAGGGUUCUGACUGGUUCUAUUCAAUGUCCCAUCCCCAGGGAAGGGAGGGGAGCUGAGACAGACAGACAUGAGGCUUGUCCUGUUGUGGCCACCAAGCACAAGUCUUGGAUGGCAAAUAAUGAGGAGCCAGGAACUGUCCCUGCCUGGCUACGGUUGAAUGACUUAGCUUCUUUUACCCCCCUCUUCCCCAGCUCAUAUUAGAAGCUGGUGCCCCUCCCUGCACCUCAUCAAUAGCCCUGUCUUUUCCCAGGCCCUCUGCCUUCUCCUGUCACAAGCACUUGGUCCUGGGUCUGUUUACUCCUUGUUCCUUGUGGCAUGUUUUGUUCCCAGUGUGACCGAGCUCAAGUGCAAUCUUUAUCUUCCUUGUGACUGGUGCCCCAGCCAGCAAGCUGCACACACAGGUUGCUCAUGGCAUAAACAGGUUCACUUGCUGACUCCCGCCUACCCCACAACACAUCAGCAGCCCUGCCUGUGUCUCCCACGCCACCAUGCUAACCCUGUAUUCUUGUCCCAGUGGACCUUCCUGGGCUCUGGGCACUGCUAUUCCAUUUCAAGGCCCAGCAUCCUCCUUCCCUGCUUUACAGCUCCCUUGUCCAUUAGUACCGCCCUUCUGCAGCUCUGCCUCCUGCUGGGCCCUCUGCUGAAGGGCUGUCCAGCCAGAGCCAGGAAGCUUCAGUCCUGAACCAGAGAAUUCCAGAUCAAGGAAGGGUGAAGGUGGAGACGGAAGUGGGGCACACAGGAGGGAGUCUCCUGAAGUUUGGGCCAGAAAACAGUGGAAGGGUGUGCGCAUGACGUGUUCAGGAAAGCCUCGAGUUUAGCCAGAGAGGGUCUGGCCUUUCCCCUUUGACUCCUAUCAACCUAUAGUUAGCACCCAGGGGGGCCACGGCCAGAAUGAGACUCCUAAUCACAUCUGGAACAUAAAUUUUAAUUACCAUUCUUUUAGGAGUUGAGGUUGUCACCAGGGGAAUAUGAUAAGGUCCCAGAAGGAACCUAGCUAGUCCCGUGCCUUUUUCCCCCUUGAGUUUCACUAGGCAGAACCUCUCCUCCCUACCUCCCAUCCUUGCAUCAUUUAAACUGGAGCGAAAUCGCAACUUGUCUUCCAGAAGAGCCAGGGUUAACACUGGGGCUCCUUGAUUCACUGCCCAUCAUAGUUCAGAUUCCCGUAGUACAUACCCUCUGUGCCCCUUCCCUUGUUGGGCUGAGCUGGGCACUGCUGAGUGCUGUCCUUUGGGGUGGUAACACUGACGAGAAAGGAACAUCCCAUCCUACCGUCUCAUGCUCCUCACUCUCUGGUGUCUCUUCCUCUGGUGUCGGUUGACUUGUCUCUGCCUCUCCUCCUUCUGGCCACAUGAGGACCCUCUCCUCUGGACAGAAGCUCUCUUCUGGCUUCCAGCCCGCUGUACCUGCUCACGGCCAUCGACUAGGUGACUGUUUACCGGGUAGACGAGGCUGGGGCCAGUUCCACGCACUGCCUCUCCCCACAGGCCGAGCACGCUGGAGUCCGCACCUACUUCUUCAGUGCCGAGAGCCCUGAGGAGCAAGAGGCCUGGAUCCAGGCCAUGGGCGAGGCUGCUCGGGUUCAGAUCCCUCCAGCCCAGAAGUCAGUGCCUCAGCCUGUGCGACACAGCCACGAGAAGCCAGACUCAGAGAACAUCCCACCCAGCAAAGCUCAUCAGCAGCCCCCUCUCAACAGUCUCCCCAAGCCAGAGCCCGAGGCCAAGACUCGAGGGGAGGGGGACGGCAGAGGCUGCGAGAAGGCCGAGCGAAGGCCCGAGAGGCCUGAAGUCAAGAAAGAGCCUCUAGUGAAAGCCAAUGGCCUCCCAUCUGGACCUGAACCAGCCUCGGAACCCGGCAGUCCUUACCCUGACGGCCCAAGGGUCCCUGGGGGUGGAGAGCAGCCCUCCCAGCCCAAUGGCUGGCAGUAUAACUCCCCAAGCCGACCAGGGAGCACGGCUUUCCCCCCUCAUGAUGAGGACACUGGGGGAAACCGGCGGAGCUUUCCUCCGCGCACUGACCCUGACAAAAUUGCCCAACGCAAAAGCUCCAUGAAUCAGCUUCAGCAGUGGGUGAACCUGCGCCGUGGGGUGCCCCCACCCGAAGACCUUCGGAGUCCUUCGAGGUUCUACCCCGUGUCCCGCCGGGUCCCCGAGUAUUACAGCCCCCACUCCUCCCAGUACCCCGAAGAUUACCAGUACUACCCACCUGGAGUGCGACCAGACAGCAUCUGCUCCAUGCCGGCCUAUGACAGGAUCAGCCCGCCCUGGGCCCUGGAGGACAAGCGCCACUCCUUCCGCAACGGGAGUGGACCCAAUUACCAGCUUCGUGAAUGGAAGGAGCCUGCCAGCUACGGGCGUCAGGAUGGCACUGUUUGGAUCCCCAGCCCCUCCCGGCAGCCAGUCUAUUAUGAUGAGCUGGAUGCUGCCUCUGGCUCCCUGCGACGCCUAUCCUUGCAACCCCGUUCCCACUCUGUGCCCCGUUCACCCAGCCAGGGCUCGUACAGUCGUGCCCGAAUCUACUCCCCUGUGCGCUCACCUAGUGCCCGUUUUGAUCGGCUGCCACCUCGCAGUGAGGACGUCUAUGCAGACCCUGCUGCCUAUGUCAUGAGGCGUUCCAUCAGCUCCCCAAAGUAUGAUUACCUGGGAGACAGGCGGCCAGUCCCUGCAGGACUGUUCCCCUACAACUACCCACCAUCCCCCACGGUCCACGAUAAGAUGGAUGAACUGUUAGAUCUUCAGUUGCAAAGAAACCUAGAGUAUUUGGACCAGCAGAUGAGUGAGAGUGAGACUCUCAUCAGUAUGGUGAACCGCAUGGUGGAGAGCUCCUCCCCCAGGGCCCAGCUCUUCAUGCAAGUCCCUGCAUACCCAGAGGUGUUCCGGGACGGCCUCCACACCUUCAAGUUAAACGAGCAAGACACGGAUAAGCUGCUGGGCAAGCUGUGUGAGCAGAACAAGGUGGUGAGGGAGCAGGACCGGCUGGUGCAGCAGUUGCGAGCAGAGAAGGAGAGCCUAGAAAGUGCCUUGAUGGGGACCCACCAGGAGCUGGAGAUGUUUGGAAGCCAGCCCGCCUACCCAGAGAAGCUGCUGCACAAAAAGGAGUCUCUCCAAAACCAGCUCAUCAACAUCCGAGUGGAACUGUCACAGGCCACUACGGCACUGACCAACAGCACAGUGGUGUAUGAGAACCUCGAGUCCGAGGUCUCUGCCCUGCACGACGACCUAUGGGAACAGCUCAACUUGGACAUCCAGAAUGAGGUGCUCAAUCGGCAAAUUCAGAAGGAGAUCUGGAGGAUCCAAGACGUGAUGGAAGGACUGAGGAAGAACAACCCAUCUCGGGGCACGGACACGGCCAAGCACAGGGGAGGACUCAGCACCUCAGCCACCUAUAGCUCCAACAGCCCAGCCAGCCCUCUCAGCUCUGCCAGCCUUACCAGUCCCCUGAGCCCCUUUUCAAUGGUGUCUGGUUCUCAGGGAUCUCCAACCAAGCCAGGGUCCAGCGAGGAACCUGGCCCACCUCGGCCACCCCUCCCCAAAGCCUACGUCCCCCUGGACUCUCCUCCCACCGUCCCUCCACUCCCUAAUGAGAGCCGCUUCUGGCCAUAUCCCAACUCCCCUUCCUGGCAUCACAGUGGCGAGACAGCCAGGGGUCAGACCAAAACAGGCUAUGAGUCAAGCAAGAAAGAAUCCGACCAGACAUCACUCCUGGAUACCCCCAGAGACAUCAGCCUCGUGCCCACCAGACAAGAGCUAGAGGCAGAGAAGCAGGCAGCUCUCAACAAAGUUGGCAUCGUGCCCCCUCGGACAAAAUCUCCUGCUGAAGAAGAGAUGACGCCGUCAGGAGUGGUGAGAAGGACCACCAAUGGCCUCACCAAUGGCCUCUCCUCCCGGCAAGAGCGCCCCAAGAGUGCUGUGUUCUCUGGAGAGGGCAAGGUGAAGAUGAGUGUGGAGGAGCAGAUGGACCGGAUGAGGCGGCAUCAGAGCGGCUCAAUGAAGGAAAAGCGGAGGAGCCUGCAGCUCCCAGCCAGCCCUGCCCCUGAAUCUAGCACCCGGCCUGCCUACAAAGUGGUGCGGCGUCACCGCAGCAUCCAUGAAGUGGAUAUCUCCAACCUGGAGGCCGCCCUGAGGGCCGAGGAACCUGGUGGCCAGGCCUAUGAGACGCCACGGGAGGAGAUCGCCCGGCUUCGCAAAAUGGAGCUGGAGCCCCAGCACUAUGAUGUAGACAUCAAUAAGGAGCUCUCCACUCCAGACAAAGUCCUCAUUCCUGAACGGUACAUUGACCUGGAACCAGACACUCCCUUGAGCCCCGAGGAGUUGAAGGAGAAGCAGAAGAAGGUGGAGAGGAUCAAGACACUCAUUGCCAAAUCCAGUAUGCAGAACGUGGUGCCCAUCGGCGAGGGCGACUCUGUGGACAUGCCCCAGGACUCAGAGAGCCAGCUGCAGGAGCAGGAGAAGCGGAUUGAAAUCUCCUGUGCCCUGGCGACCGAGGCCUCCCGCAGGGGGCGCAUGCUGUCUGUGCAAUGUGCCACCCCAAGCCCUCCCACCUCCCCUGCUUCCCCGACUCCACCAAUCAACCCCCUACCGUCUGAACGCCCACGGGGCGCCGACAGCAGCCAUACCAUGCGGGUCUGAGCUCUGACUGCAAGCCCUGGCUGAGGCCAAUGCUGUGAUGCUCCACAGAGCCACCUUCUGAUAGCACACCUGGGACUCUGGCUCCUCAUCCUGGCCCCCUGCCCUUGCACCCACGGCACCCACAGUGGGAAUGCCUUGGGGAACCAGGCUGGGAUCCAGGUCUCUUCGGAAAGAAGCAUGGAUGCCUUCAAAUCCACAUCUGCUGCCCUCGCCCUGAAGCCUGCACUGUCAUGCCGUGGAUGGCAAGGCCAAGGUGUCAUCCUCUCUGAUGCCCCGGUCACAGAGAGCUCAAGUGCAGUUCUGGAUGGCAUUGUGUGGCUCUCCCGCACCGUCCCCUGAUGGAGACCGUGUCCUGGUGAGGAGCAUGCCCUCAGCUGUGGGUGAGGACUGGAAGUGAAGACAGGACAGACUGUAUCCCUUGGAACAGUGAGAGACCGACUCCUGCCAUCAUCUUCCUCCCCUUCAGUCCCAGCUGCCUCAGCGAGGCCCAAGGCUUUGACACAGUGAUGCUGAUGAGUUCCCUGGAGACCAGCCGCCCUGCUUGAGCCAAAGAGAAGAUGAGGAGUGCUAGGGGGAGGCCCCCGGGCUCCUGAAGGGGUUGGGUGUGGUAUGGAUAGAAGACAGCAGGUCUGUGCAGUGUCUGAGGGCAGGUCGGAAGCAGGAGCAGACGGAAGAAGAGAGAGGCUUGGAGACUGAAGGAAGGGAAAGUCGGACACUUUCCACAGGCAAGGAGGAUGUAAGGAAGGAGGGAAAUGUAAGGGAGAUUAGGAAUGGCUUCCCUAGAGUGGAGCCUCCGGGUCGUGCCAAGUCGAGGGCCUGACUGUCACCCCUGUACUUUCACAUCUUCCUCAGAAGCAGGUGGCCGCAAGAGGACUCGCUAGGCACACAGCGGCCUCAGCUGAGGUGCUCGGUAGCAAGGUGUGGAGGAAGGGGAUGAUGGGUGAGACAGCCUGGGAGGUGUUCCAUCUGUGUCGAGGCCUGCUGUUUGUAUCUCUUCUAGGGUCAGGGACAGAGAGGACUGUCUUACUGUCUGUCCUGACUGUUUGUCAGCCUUGGAGCCUUACCUAGCCAGUUUCUUGACCUAUUUAAACCUGGAGAGCACUGUGGGCCAGCUGAGGGUUAACCCUGGGCGGAGGGAAUGUGAGGCCAGGUUCUAGGUCCUUACUCCUCAUCUCAGGCAUCCAGAGCGGGACCAGAGGCUGGGUUUUCUCACAACCCACCUACCCAGGGAGGACAGGUCCAGGAGAGACGGGAGCAGAGCAUAGUCUUCCUCUAUUCCACCUCCUGUGAGUGAGUGUAGCCAGAGAGCACUGAAGGAAGGCCAGCUGCAGACACCGAUCUCCAGCCCUGCUCUGCAAGACUAGCCCAGAGACUUCAGCCUGAGCGUCAGUGGUCCCAAGAAACAGCCGCAUCAUCUCCCAUCUAUCCAUCGCUGCUCCUUCAUGGGCUGGGACAGUUACUGGUUCAUAUGCAAGUAAAGAUGACAAUUCAUCCAACAAAUACUAGUCAAGCACUUUUUUGUGUGUUAGGUACUGCUCUAGGUGCUUAGCAUAUUGUCUUGCUUGUGAGAGACUCUGGAUUGGGAGGAUUCCACCCGUAGUUACUUCUGUCAGGCUUCUGGAAAGUGCCCCUUGGUGACAUUCCCUGUCUACACAGUCCAAGCACCCAAAAUAUGUACUUUCUUACUUAAAGGUGAUAGUGGGACUAGCUCCCAGGUUAGCCUCUCUCUCCAUACCCUGUUCCACAAGAAACAAAGUUUUUAGGGCUUCCCCUGUGUUUAUCUCUCCUUUUUUUAAAAAAAAAAAAAAGUGGUAUUUUUAGAAAUACACGUUAAAUGCCAAGAAAUGUCUGCACCUCCUCCACCACUCUCACCCUCUAUUUCCUUCAUAAAGCUGACUCUUUAUGUUGCUUUACAUGCCUUAAUAUAUGUUUUAUGGAAGUGAUCAUGUCAUAGUUACCCAUGUAAUAUCUAUCUACGUAUUUGUCUGGUUGUCAAUCCUUUAUCAGCUCCCGCCCAGAUCUGUUUUCUGUCCAUACCAUUCUUAGCAUGUAGAAACCAUGCCCUUUGCCUUUUUGAUCCAAAGAAGGGGAGAGGAAAGACUUAUUUUAAGGUAGACCUAUUUUAUGCUUUUGUUUAAAAGCAUAUCUAUUUCCAGAAUGUGCAAUGUCUGGAAGGGAUUGGUGAUCUGUGAGGAGACUGAGGUGGUUGUCCCUAAUCUGGGUCCCUGUCCUUCCCUCUGCCCCAGUGGCUUCCUUCCCAUCACCCAGUCAUUGUAAAGGACUGGUCCUCAGGCUCAUCCCGACUGCAUCCUGCAGGAGCAGGACAUUCCUUUGAAAUUCCUGUUCGAAGAAUUUGACUUCACUGUCGACUUUGGAAGGCAGUCUAAGGGUUGUCAGGCGUGUGAAUCUCCUGAAGGAAGUCUUUACAACUGCAGUCAUGCAGUGCUCACACGGGCCCCUGGACCACCUACCCCCCUCAUCCCUCUGUGAGGAAAGGCCAGCAGGUUGCUGGCAUGGUAUGCUAGCCAGUUUGAAGGAAGCCAGUCUGUUCCCUGACAGACCCAAGACCCAAGGUGAAGCCCCAGAGAAAGUGCUUGGGAUCCUUUGUGUUCUUGGGUGGAGGCUGUGGCUCCCAGGCCUCUCAUAGCUUUCUCCCGAGCCCACUCUGCGUCACACCCAGCUCCCUCUAGGCCUUUUCUUUCUGGGAGUCUUUAUGUCACAUUGGUCUGGCAUCCAGACUUGAAGCCUCAUUCUUGACGGGGGAGGGCCCCACAGUCAAUGUCACAUCUUAGUCUUUCUCAAGAAGAAGCCCGUAGUGCGUCGGCAAAACUGUGGGCUGGAGUUCAGGCCUGUGCUAGCUCAGCCUUCCAAACUCGCUUCCUGACAAGUGAAGUGAGCAAGGAGGUUCUAGCCUUUCAAGGACUGAGGCAGGAUGGAAUCUUCACCCCAGGUCUGAACUGAUGUGUCUGGGAAUUUUACAGCACUUCCGGCCAGCCUUUGAUACCUGACCUCCAACUCUGGCAUUUGUUGGCCCUCUUCCCAGCCUCCAACCUCUUGCUAUGAAUGAACGGGGCCCAGAUAUAAGCCUAGGGUAAGCACCCCUCCUGGGGAAAGUCCUGGGUACCCACAUAGGGCCUUCCCAAUGAACAUUACCUCCUCCACCAAAAACCAAGAGGCUGCGAUCAAAUACUGCUACUGUCACUUUAAAGACUUCUGAGGAAGCCAGCUUGCAAGUGGCAAGUGUGCUCUCCUGUCUUUGCGAAAGGCAUGUUCUUGGGGGCAGGGCUACUUCUGCAAGAUGGAACCCCUUCCUUCCCUCUUAGGCACCCUCCUCCUGGCAGCUCUUAAAAAUAAGGACAAAUACUAUAUAUAAAUAUAUAUAUACAUAUCUAUUUAUGCAUAUAUUUGGGGCCAAUUUGAUUUGCUAGUGUUAGACAAUAAACCAUACGAGGAAAUUUAUGAUCUCAGUGUCUUUAUUUAGUAUGAAAGUGACCUUAGACAAAGAGUUAAGGUUAGAUGAGCAGCGUCUCUGUUGGGACCACACGGCUGUAGCAUCCCUUGAGCAUCUAUCUAGCCGAUCAUCCUCUGCUGGAGGAGGGGCACCUGGAUGAGGUAGGUGAGAACUUGCUCCCUCCUCUCAGUGACAGUCUCACCAGGUUAGGUACUAAAGAACCCCGAUGAGCUCUGCAUUUGUA